GCUUGCCUACCUUAUACAAGGCUGCGUGCCGUUCGUUCUUUAAGCACCAGCCGUCUAGCCAUUCGUCAUACCCGCGUCUUGUACAUAUCGCGCUUUGACCUUCGUGCCUUCGUUCCUUACACUGCAAACAUGCUCCUUUUCCGUAACGCGUUCCUCCCCGCGCUCUCUGCAGCUGCCAUCCUAGCUGCCCUGGUGCCUUGCGCUUCCGCCGCCCCCUGGUGGCCGAUGCACUUCGUCAUGGUGGAGGAGCCGCCCAGCUCGCUGGAUGCACUGUCCACCCUUUUGGCUGCGUCGCCCACCCUGCAGUCCACCUGGCUAGCGCAGACUACCGCCGUGCUAGAGGUGCCGUCAGCAGACAUACCCUCCCUGUCAUCUGUGUAUAGCCCUGUCGAAACCACGCCUGCGGUGGGAGACGCGGACAUACCAGACCUGAUACCUUCGGAUAUUAGCUCGGACACGAGUGUCCUUGUCCCACAGCCAUCGAGUUCUACUGGGGGUGCGCCAGAAGGCCUGUCGGCCAACCAGAGCAAUGGCGCCGUCAUCACAUCUCCCAGACGUGGCGGAGCAGCGCUGCUUUCUGUAUGCGCCCUGAGCGCGCUUUACCAGGACCCCGGAAAGUCCCCCCAGAGGUCCGAUCCCUCAAAACCCCGAAAAUGAUACCUCGCGCUCUGAGGAACGCAAGCCAUGAUGCUGCCUCGCUCCUUGUACUGUCACUCUGUAUUUCAGCACACCACCCGAUGGGCCCAGAGCCCACUGUCCAGUCCUUACGCGAUAACUUACUGGUAUCUAUCGCGACCACCUACCUCGCUGUUUGUCCUGUAGCAUAGCUCGUCACCCGCAUCUGUCGUUGUUGUAUCGCAUUGCUAUCUGAUUCGCUCGC
This is a messenger RNA of Postia placenta MAD-698-R-SB12, 880 nucleotides long. RefSeq lists its product as hypothetical. The coding region runs from base 130 to 657 and encodes 175 amino acids. NCBI's taxonomy places the organism in Eukaryota, Fungi, Basidiomycota, Agaricomycetes, Polyporales, Adustoporiaceae. The transcript has 4 exons. The record is from RefSeq and is a predicted model, not a curated record.